AUGUCUCUUUCCAAAGAAGGGAUGCCGAAGGGAGCUGUUGCCGCGACAGAUGGUCGCCGGCAAGGAAGAAAAGAUUCUUCCAAAGGAGAAACUUCAAAAGGAGAAUCUUCCAAGGGAGAAUCUUCCAAGGGAGAAUCUUGGCUGCAGCUGGGAAAGGGGGGGAAAGAGGCGCGAGGUACGGCGCGAAAUUUCUUUUCGCUGUACCGGGAGUCCUCUCGCGAGGAGUCAGAGUCAGAGUCAGAGGCUGCAUCCCGAAUGCAGCCUCUGACUCCGCAUGCAGGGGACGAUGAGAAGCGUGGCGGCAAGGAGAAAAAGAAGGCCGACAAAGGGAAGGCGGUUUAUAGGGAUCCCUGGGUUAUGACCAACCCGGAUGUUCAGGUGGAGAAGAAGCGAGAAGUCGAGCCGAAGAAAGACGAAGGCGAGACUUCGGGUCUCUGGGGCGCCUUGGCAAAGCUGAGGCUUGAUUAUGACGAGUACCAGGAAGAGCGGGAGCUGAAUCAGAAGCUUCAGCGAGAGCACGAGCAAGAGCUGGAACAGAAGCGGGAACAAGAGCAGAAGCGGAAACAGAAGCUGAAGCUGAAGCUGCAGCUGAAGCAGAAGCAGGCCAAGAAAAGACGGGAACAUGUUGUUCCUUAUCACGAGGCGGAAGACGGCUGGAUGGUGGUGAGUGAGGGUCUGGACGAGUGGGACUUUACGGAGGAGAUUGGCCGCGUACUGCCUCAUUGA
Trichoderma gamsii is the source of this 726-nucleotide messenger RNA. RefSeq lists its product as hypothetical. Lineage: Eukaryota; Fungi; Ascomycota; Sordariomycetes; Hypocreales; Hypocreaceae. The transcript has 2 exons. Bases 1 to 726 code for a protein of 241 amino acids. The record is from RefSeq and is a predicted model, not a curated record.